CCUCCCUGACCCCUGUUUCAAUCCCUGCCUCAUCCCAGUGUUUGGACCAGUUGACCAUCGCUGUCCCUGACUUCAGCCUCACUCUCGCCUCAUAUCAGCCGAGGUAAACACUUUAGAGGACAGCUCUGCUUUUUGGGGAAGAAGAGGGAACAUUUUCUCUGCAUAUUCUUACUCGAUUAAAAUAAAGAAAAGCGAAACAAAAUGUCCUCCAGUGAGCGGUUUGACUGCCAUUACUGCAAAGACUCUUUGUUGGGGAAGAAGUACAUCAUGAAAGAGGACACGCAGUAUUGUACAAAGUGCUAUGAGAACCUAUUUGCUAACUGCUGUGAAGUGUGCUCUUCACCUAUUGGCUGCAACUUCAGGGACCUGUCCUAUAAGGAUCACCACUGGCACGAGCAGUGCUUCAAGUGUGCAAAGUGCAGCCGCUCACUGGUAGAGAAGGCCUUUGCAGCCAAGGAGGAUUUAUUGCUUUGCACUGAAUGCUACGCACAUGAUUACUCGUCCAAGUGCAGCACCUGCAAGAAGACCAUCAUGCCAGGUUCCCGAAAAAUGGAGUACAAGGGGAACAGCUGGCAUGAGACUUGCUUCCUGUGUCACCGCUGCCAACAGCCAAUAGGAACCAAGUCUUUCAUCCCCAAAGACUCUGGCUACUUUUGUGUGCCCUGCUUUGAAAAGCAAUUUGCAUACCAGUGCUGUGCUUGUAAGAAGGCCAUCACCACGGGUGGUGUGACCUAUCAAGAUAAGCCGUGGCAUCGUGAGUGCUUCCUCUGCAUCGGCUGCAGAAAGCAGCUUUCAGGGUAUCGCUUCACUUCCAGGGAAAAUUACCCCUACUGCCUGGAGUGUUUCAGUAACCUGUAUGCAAAGAAGUGUGUUGGUUGCACCAAACCCAUUUCUAGUUUGGCAGGUGCCAAAUAUAUCUCAUUUGAGGAGCGUCAGUGGCACAGCGAGUGUUUCACCUGCAUGCAGUGCUCUGUGUCACUGGUGGGACGCGGCUUCCUCACGCAGCGGGACGACAUUUUGUGCACCGACUGCGGCAGGGAGAAAUGACCUGUGCAUGACAAGUUCACCCACGAUGCAGCGACUUAUGUUCUGUUUUGUUAAUAUGUUAAUCGGUGUUAGCUUGGAUGGUGCUGUUACCGCAUAAAGUGAUCAACAUUUUCUCAUUUUGCUUUAAUGUAGUGUUCUUUUGUGAAAGUCAUCAUAAUGGCAUUCACAUCAAUGCUAUUGUGACAGUUGGUGCUUAUACAAACUUCUCAGUUUCCUAUAUACAGUACAUGUACAAUCAUGGUGCUUUAUGCAAACAUACUUAUUCAUUUUGACCUCAGUGAAAUAAUGUUUGUUUUUAAACCGUAGAACAAAAAUAUGUGAGAAAAAAACUAAAUUACGUGGUGCUUUAAAAAAAAAAACACUAUCUGCAGCCUUGCAUGACCCUUGCACAUUAAUGCAUGCAAAUAUACUCGCAAAGAAUCGCAAAAUAACAUAUGAGUUUGCUCAAUAUAUAAGACGUUGCUGCAAUAAAGUUUUCUAAUGCC
This is a messenger RNA of Xiphophorus maculatus (southern platyfish), 1532 nucleotides long. It is a transcript of the gene fhl5, whose product is annotated as four and a half LIM domains protein 2-like. The record is from RefSeq and is a predicted model, not a curated record. Gene Ontology annotation, molecular function: transcription coregulator activity. NCBI's taxonomy places the organism in Eukaryota, Metazoa, Chordata, Actinopteri, Cyprinodontiformes, Poeciliidae. Gene Ontology annotation, cellular component: nucleus; Z disc. The transcript is spliced from 6 exons. Bases 202 to 1047 code for a protein of 281 amino acids.